UCAGAAAAAAAAGAAAGAAAAGAAAAAGAUUUUUUCAAAGGGAAAUGGUCGACAGUUUCGUGUUGUAGAAUAUUCUGUGAUUGUGAGGUUAAUGAAUCAGCAACGUAUAUUGUGCCGUUAAAACAUGUUUGAUUAGUUUUCAAUCAAUUUAUUUUAAGUUGAUUCUUUGUUUCAUUGUGUAUACAAGUUUUGUGAAACGAGCGCAAGACAAGUUCAUCUAAAAUGGCGACGGAUCAAAUGAAAAACCGCAUGCAAGUUUUCAAGAACACAGGCAAAGAUGUCGAUGAAAUGCGCAGACGGAGAAAUGAAGUGACAGUUGAACUUAGGAAGAAUAAACGGGAAGAGACACUACAAAAGCGUCGUAAUGUGCCUAUCAGCGACUCCACAGAUGAGGAUGAGAUCGAGAGGACGCUCGCAUCUACCGAUCUGAAGGAACUGGUGAUGAAUGCGGCGAAUGCAGAAAACCCCGAAAUACAAUUAGCUGCUGUGCAACAAUGCAGAAAGCUGUUAUCCUCGGACAAGAAUCCUCCGAUCGAUGACUUGAUAGGCACCGGCAUUCUUCCCGUACUAGUUCAAUGUCUAUCAAGAGCUGAUCACCCGACAUUACAGUUCGAAGCAGCAUGGGCCUUGACAAAUAUAGCCUCAGGAACAUCGGCGCAGACAAACAAAGUAGUCCACGCUGGUGCAGUCCCCCUGUUCCUUCAGCUCCUCAUGUCGCCACAUGAGAAUGUGUGUGAGCAGUCUGUUUGGGCCCUGGGUAACAUCAUUGGUGAUGGACCGGUGCUGAGGGAUUUUGUCAUAGAACUAGGUGUGGUGGAGCCACUGCUGAGCUUUAUUAAGCCAGACAUCCCUAUUACCUUCCUGCGCAAUGUUACAUGGGUCAUUGUAAACCUGUGCAGGAGUAAGGAUCCCCCUCCACCUGUCAAGACCAUUAAGGAAAUCCUCCCAGCUCUCAAUGUACUCAUCAUGCACACAGAUAUCAAUAUCUUAGUAGACACAGUAUGGGCAAUCAGUUACCUAACAGACGGAGGCAAUGAACAGAUUCAGAUGGUGAUUGAAUCUGGUAUCGUACCGAAGUUGAUCCCACUGCUCUCACACAAAGAGGUAAAGGUGCAGACGGCUGCUCUCCGGGCAGUUGGAAACAUCGUCACUGGCACCGACGAGCAGACACAAGUUGUACUCAAUUGUGACGCCCUCUCACACUUCCCUGCCUUAUUGUCACAUUCGAAAGAAAAGAUCUGCAAAGAAGCCGUGUGGUUCUUGUCAAACAUCACAGCUGGUAACAAGCAUCAGGUUCAAGCUGUGAUUGAUGCGGGCCUAUUGCCCAAGAUUGUGGAGAACCUUAGCCGCGGCGAGUUCCAGACGCAGAAGGAGGCGGCGUGGGCAGUGUCCAACCUGAGCAUCAGUGGGACUAAGGAGCAGGUGGCCGCACUCAUCAACUGCGGCGUCAUCCCGCCAUUCUGCAACCUGCUUAGCUGCAAGGACACCCAGGUUAUCAAUGUUGUGUUGGACGGUCUAAGCAACAUGUUGAAGAUGGCGGGCGAGAACGCAGAGCAGGUGGCCAGCAUGAUCGAGGAGUGCGGCGGCAUCGACAAGAUAGAGGCGCUGCAGAGCCACGAGAAGAUAGAAAUAUACAAGAUGGCUUACGACAUCAUCGAACAAUACUUUGCUGGAGAGGAGGAGGACGAGACGCUGGCGCCGGCGGCGCAAGACGCGGUGUUCCAGUUCGAGUCCGCGGGCGGCGCGCCGCACGACGGCUUCCGCUUCUAAGCCUCCCGGCCGCCGCCGCCCCCCAGCCGCCCGCUAGCCCCCAACGUUUCGUCGAGGAACUUCCGCCGUAUCUUACUCCGCCACUUACACUAAGUAACUAUUUAGUUUAAGUUAACUCUAAGUGUAGUUUUGGUGAAACCGAACGCGUGUAGUGUCGGUUUCACCGAAAUCUUAGUGACCGUUUAAGUUAAACGCUUUAAUAUAUUUCUGUCAACCUUGAUGAAACGUGUGGGCUCAGUCGGGAUCGUACGUUCCGAUCGCCGUUCGAGGCCUUGGCAGCUUGAGGAAUCGAAGCUUAGGGAGGCUCGUGUAUAGCUCUGCAGGCGAGAAAUGUUCGAGUAGGUUAUCUAUCAUGUCAAUAAGUGUAGGUAAUUAACGUUAGAUAUCAUUGGAUAAUAUUGUUGAUACGGCGUGCGCAUUCUCGCGUGCGGAGCGGCGCCGCAUAAUGCUCAUAGCGGACCUGAUGAAUUCACGAACGAACAUGAAGUUUAAAUGUAUAUUUAGGCGUGUGAUUUUGACGCAGACUUUUUUAAUUAUUCGACUAAUUGUUAUGAUUAACUCGUUCGUCGAUUCAGCAGGCGGACUCGUUACAAAAAGGCCUUAGCACCGUACUACCUCGUUGUAAAAUUCGCGUUUGUAAAGAAAUCGGUUGAAGUUUAUAUCGGUGCUGCGGCUUCGUUGUGAUACAACUCUAUUGUGAUGUUUCAAAUAUUUUCAUCUUGUUUUGGAUUUCUUAUUAAAUAAUGGACGACGGACACCACAGUUAGCUUUAACGAUAUCUGCGUACAUCAGUACGCGCCUAGUGUAUUCUGCUUACCGAUUGAAUGCUUUUAUAACAUAGUAUUUAUGUUUCAAUUUUAACUCAGAGAUUGUAAUUGUCAAUCGGAACGAACGCCAUUUUUAUUAUCGUUAUGAAUUUAUGUUCUGACAUUCAGUCCAUUUGUAUCUAUACCAAUAAAUAAAUUCUGUCCAAUAUAA
Molecule: messenger RNA, 2748 nt
Organism: Pectinophora gossypiella (pink bollworm)
Lineage: Eukaryota; Metazoa; Arthropoda; Insecta; Lepidoptera; Gelechiidae
Gene: Kap-alpha3
Product: importin subunit alpha-4
Exons: 6
Coding region: 223-1770 (515 amino acids)
Biological process (GO): NLS-bearing protein import into nucleus
Cellular component (GO): nucleoplasm; nucleus; cytoplasm
Molecular function (GO): protein binding; nuclear import signal receptor activity
Source: RefSeq, a predicted model, not a curated record